This is a messenger RNA of Dioscorea cayenensis subsp. rotundata (Guinea yam), 1063 nucleotides long. RefSeq names its product protein RDM1-like. Gene Ontology annotation, cellular component: nucleus. NCBI's taxonomy places the organism in Eukaryota, Viridiplantae, Streptophyta, Magnoliopsida, Dioscoreales, Dioscoreaceae. The transcript has 4 exons. The record is from RefSeq and is a predicted model, not a curated record. The coding region runs from base 361 to 870 and encodes 169 amino acids.
UGGUAUGCCUCAAGAUGCGUGCUUUCACUCUUACCUCGAGAUAUGUAGAAACUCGGUACUUAAAGCACCGGCUUUAUACGAUGCCUUCAUACGCCUCGAGAUCAGCAAAUCAAUCCCCAAAUUCAUUCUUCUCUCCAAUUGCUCAAGAAACCCUCGCUUCUUCUCGUACUCAUCGUGCCCUAGUACAGAGAGAGAUUGAGGAAAUCGCUAAUUUCAUUAGUAUCAGUACUUUGUUUGGAUCAAGAAAGCUCCUAUUUUUUCUUGCUUUUUGCUGCAAGAUUAGUAUUUUGGAUGCCACUUGCAAAUCCGAAUUGAAGAUUGUGUUGCAGGAUUUGAAUUAUAUUAACAUCUGGAUAUACGAUGAAGAGACCGGCCCCGUGGGAAGCAUCGCUGGCUAUAUCUUCUGAUGACUCUUCAGGCUCUGAUUCUGAAGAUAGCAAAGAUGCUACCUCAGAAGCUGCUAGUGCAAGGAAGAAGAGGCAAGGUGUAAUUGAUUUUGAAGCUUUAAGCAAGCAUGGUUACAAAGGAGGGCCUUCGAUUUUAAAGGUUCCAGACAGAAAGGUGGAUGACAAGGAGCAAGACUGGUCCUGGUCGACUGGCAGGAAGAACAAUGAAGACAAUAAAACCUCAGAGGAGUCCUUUGAAGAGCGGGAGUGGACUCGAGCUGCUGCAAAUCAAGGUGAGAACCUUCAAAUUGUCACAGCAAAUUUGCAGGCGAAGCAGAUUGAGAGGGAGAAGAAGAGCCAGUCUUACUCGCAGAAGGAGAAGAGGAAGAGGGAUCUUGGUCAGGCAAGCAGAGGAAAGAACUAUGUUGAGGAAGAGAAGAGGGUACUCAGGGAAAGUGGUAUAUACUCAGGUUUCGACGCAUGAUUUAAUGCAGUUACUUGAUCUUGUUGGUGGUUCCCUCGUUAAAAUACGAUGCAUGCAUGAUUAUAGUAACAUGUUUUGAUAGGAUCAAUGUAAAUGAAUGUGGCAUGCUUGGUUGUGUAUAUGUGGAUGUUCUUGGUAAUCACUGAACUCGCUUGUCAGUUGCUGGUUAGAAUACAAAACAAGGUUUUCUUAA